Molecule: messenger RNA, 1234 nt
Organism: Frieseomelitta varia
Lineage: Eukaryota; Metazoa; Arthropoda; Insecta; Hymenoptera; Apidae
Product: graves disease carrier protein homolog
Exons: 7
Coding region: 173-1123 (316 amino acids)
Biological process (GO): transmembrane transport
Cellular component (GO): mitochondrial inner membrane
Source: RefSeq, a predicted model, not a curated record
UGAUAUAUCAAUAAAAAAAAAAAAAAAAAAGUAAGAACUAAAAGACCCGUUAUCAAGCUAGAGAGUGGUAAGGUUGCAGUGGAGUUGAAUCGGCAGUCUUUCGUGACAGGUGCUUUAACCUACUUCUCUUAAUAUAAUAUUUACAUCUUGAGUCGAAACAAUUAAAAAAAAAAUGGCAUUUUGCAUUGAAUCUGAGAAAGAUUAUGCAUUUUUGUUAAAAAGUUUAAUUGCCGGUGGAGUAGCUGGAAUGUGUUCAAAAACAACAGUGGCACCAUUAGACAGGAUAAAAAUAUUAUUACAAGCACAUAAUAAACAUUAUAAACAUUUGGGAGUUCUUUCUGGAUUGAAAGAAAUUAUUCAACGUGAACGAUUUACUGCUCUUUACAAAGGAAAUUAUGCCCAAAUGAUUAGAAUUUUUCCAUACGCUGCAACACAAUUUACUACAUUUGAAUUUUGCAAGAAGUAUUUAGGUGGUUUAUUUAAAACGCAUACUCAUAUAGAUAAGUUUGUGGCUGGAUCUGCAGCUGGGGUUACUGCAGUUACAUUAACAUAUCCACUUGAUGUAAUUAGAGCAAGACUUGCUUUUCAAGUUGCUGGAGAACAUCUUUAUGUAGGGAUUGUACAUGCGGGUACCACAAUUUUUAAAAAUGAAGGUGGCAUUCGAGCAUUGUACAGAGGAUUUUGGCCAACUAUUAUUGGCAUGAUUCCAUAUGCAGGAUUUUCAUUUUAUUCAUUUGAGAAACUUAAAUAUUUUUGCAUGAAGUAUGCACCAAAUUAUUUCUGUAAAAAAUGUGAUAGAAACACUGGUGGCUUAGUUUUAACGAUACCUGCAAGAUUAUUGUGUGGAGGUAUUGCUGGUGCUGUUGCUCAAAGUUUUUCUUACCCAUUAGAUGUUACCAGAAGACGUAUGCAAUUAGGUAUGAUGAAUCAUAAUACUCAUAAAUGCAAUUCUAGUAUGUUACAGACUAUAAAAAUGAUAUAUAAAGAAAAUGGUAUCGUAAAAGGUCUAUAUCGUGGAAUGAGUGUUAAUUAUUUACGAGCUAUUCCUAUGGUAUCAGUUAGUUUUACAACAUACGAGAUCAUGAAACAAUUACUACAUUUAGACACGGGACUAAAAUUUUAAUUUAUUUAAUCAGAAUAUAUAUAUAUAUUUGUAAUCUAGUUCUUAUAUUUCAAUGUACUAUUAAUAAUAUGUAAUACUUUCUACAGUCACUUAAACAUGAAUAUUUUUGAU